Molecule: messenger RNA, 888 nt
Organism: Strongyloides ratti
Lineage: Eukaryota; Metazoa; Nematoda; Chromadorea; Rhabditida; Strongyloididae
Product: PTB/PI domain and Pleckstrin homology-like domain-containing protein
Exons: 2
Coding region: 1-888 (295 amino acids)
Source: RefSeq, a predicted model, not a curated record
AUGAUAUGGUUAUGGAAUAAAAAAACACCAAAAAAUUAUUACUAUGUAUGGUAUUUAGGUGCAAGGGAAACAGAUUCCCUUCGAAAUGAAGAAGUGACAAAAUAUUUAAUGAAAGAACAAUUACAAAAUUGUUAUGUUAAAAUAGGUAAUAAGGCUACUAUAUCAUUAUCAAAGAAAGGUUUAAAAUUAAUUCAAACUAUACCAAUGAUGGAUAAAAAUGGAUAUAUUAAGAUGAAAACUAUGUAUAUUAAUGUUCCAGCACAUUGUAUAGCAUUUUCUAUGGUUGGAAAUAUGCCAUUUAAUGAUACUGUAGCAGUAACAAUGAUUAUACUAAAUCCUGAGAUGCACUCACCAAUUCAUUUACAUGUUUAUAGAUGUGAUUCAUCACAAAUUGCACAAACAAUGCAUGAAAAAAUACAAUAUUUAAUUAGUUUAUCUAAUAAUCAAAGACUUCUUUAUAAUUUGGAACAACGGUUGUAUUUAAAAAGUACAAUUAACAAUUCAAGAUAUUUAUGUGAAUUUGAUGCAAAUAAUUUUAUUAAAAAAAAUACUAUAAUAAAUAAUUUUGUUAGAAAAAAUUCUAUUGAAGGACAAAAAUCAAGAUCACGCCAUUCAAUUGCAGCAUUGCCAUAUAAUUAUGGUAUCUCAAGUAGUGAUAAGAAUUUGAAUACUAAUUUAUUCAAUUUAUCACAAGAAAAUAAUAGAAUAAGUAUGGAAAAUUCAUUAAAUUUAUUUAAUAAUUAUUAUGAUACAAAUAUUACCUCAAAAAGAUUAUAUAUUAAAGAAAAAAAUAAUACUUAUAAUGGAGGGGGUCAGAUGUCUUCAUUAAAAAAAUUGUUUAAAAAAAAAAGAUUACCUAUUUCAAUGUUUAAUAAUAUUAAUGAUUAG